AUGAACUACUACUCCGGUUGCCUUUUCCUCGCGUCUCAGUUACGUGGGACAUUGCGUGCUAGUGCCAGUGUGGUCCAGCGCUUAAGUGAUCCAGUCCGUGAUAGCCGAUCCUUGAUCGGUAUUCCGAGUUCUGUACGUAUUACUACCAUUACUACAACUACUAUGAAUUGGCGUUUCGUGAUGGAGCUCCCAAUCAUUGAGCAACUGAACCUGCAGACCAGCCCAUCUGAGGUCGAGGAAUGGGUCGAACGAUUCGAACUGAGGUGCAGCAUUCGUAAAUAUGAUACCCAAAACCAAUCAGCUCGGUUCCUCACUGCGGGCGGUCGCGAUCUCUAUACCGUUAUGAAGAAUCUGCCGUUUCCUUAUACUCUAGCUGAAUUACUGUAUGAGUCCCUAAAAUAG
Echinostoma caproni is the source of this 402-nucleotide messenger RNA. NCBI's taxonomy places the organism in Eukaryota, Metazoa, Platyhelminthes, Trematoda, Plagiorchiida, Echinostomatidae. The record is from the annotation of a GenBank genome assembly.